Molecule: messenger RNA, 1308 nt
Organism: Medicago truncatula (barrel medic)
Lineage: Eukaryota; Viridiplantae; Streptophyta; Magnoliopsida; Fabales; Fabaceae
Product: peroxidase A2
Exons: 4
Coding region: 75-1064 (329 amino acids)
Biological process (GO): hydrogen peroxide catabolic process; response to oxidative stress
Molecular function (GO): heme binding; peroxidase activity
Source: RefSeq, a predicted model, not a curated record
UAUAUAUACCUUAUCAACUCCUCAGAUAUUUCAUCAAGAAAUCAAACUCCAAAGAAGAAACUAAGAAGCCAACCAUGUUUUCUCCUAAAUUUUAUUCCAUUUUCACAGUGCUAAUAUUCCUCCUUCUUAAUCCAUCACAUGCUCAAUUGACCUCAACAUUCUACUCCAACACAUGCCCCAGUGUUUCUUCUAUAGUAAGAAAUGUUGUUCAACAAGCUCUGCAAAAUGAUCCUCGUAUUACCGCGAGCCUAACCCGUCUUCACUUUCACGAUUGCUUUGUUAAUGGAUGUGAUGCAUCUCUUUUAUUAGAUCAAGGUGGAAACAUAACACUAAGUGAGAAAAAUGCUGUUCCUAACAAUAAUUCAGCUCGUGGCUUUGAUGUAGUUGACAAAAUCAAAACCUCUGUUGAAAAUUCAUGUCCUUCUGUCGUGUCUUGUGCUGAUAUUUUGGCUCUUGCUGCUGAAGCUUCUGUAUCUUUGUCAGGAGGUCCUUCAUGGAAUGUACUACUUGGCAGAAGGGAUGGUCUGAUUGCAAACCAAUCUGGUGCCAACACAUCCAUUCCUAAUCCAACUGAAAGCUUAGCCAAUGUCACUGCCAAAUUUGCUGCUGUUGGCUUAAACACAAGUGAUCUAGUUGCAUUAUCUGGUGCACAUACUUUUGGUCGUGGACAAUGUAGAUUUUUCAACCAAAGACUAUUCAACUUCAGUGGCACAGGCAAGCCUGAUCCAACACUAAAUUCAACAUAUCUAGCAACUCUACAACAAAAUUGUCCACAAAAUGGAAGUGGUAACACACUAAACAAUCUUGACCCUUCAUCACCAAACAAUUUCGACAACAACUACUUCAAAAAUCUUCUCAAAAAUCAAGGUCUUCUUCAAACGGACCAAGAAUUGUUUUCCACUAAUGGUGCUGCUACAAUCUCCAUUGUUAACAACUUUGCAAGCAACCAAACAGCUUUUUUUGAAGCCUUUGUUCAGUCCAUGAUUAACAUGGGUAAUAUUAGUCCAUUAAUUGGAAGUCAAGGAGAAAUUAGAUCCGAUUGUAAGAAAGUUAAUGGAAGUUGAAAUGGGGAGGAUCGUCAUGCAUGCAUGAUAGUAUAUGUACAAGAUAUUCUUACUCCAACUUAUAUGCUCAAACUUUAAGACCUUAUUUGUGUGAUCUGAUUUAAUAAAAUAAGGUAAAAUUGCUUUAUCAUUUUUUUUUUUGGGUUGAUAAAAUUGUUUUUUGUUUUUGUUUUGAGAGGAUUGAUAAAAUUGUUUAUCAAUAUUAAAUAAAAUAAUGUUUGUGUUGGACACGCAUUUGUUUGAA